AUGAUAAAAUCGUAUGUAAAAAACAAAAAUUUAGGACGUUUAACACAUUUUUAUUUAAAAGCUGAACAAGAACGACAACAUAAUUAUCUUAAAAAUGGUCCAUAUAUAACAACUAAAGAAGCUGUUGCUAUAUAUACAACAGUUGUACAUUGGCUUGAAUCUCGACGUUUUUCAUUAAUAUCAUUUCCAUCAUUAACAUAUAAUCACAAUCUAGCAACAACAAUAGAAGAACAUCAUCGUUUUAAACUUCUUGUUGUCUCAGUAUUAUUUGAAUUAGCUGGUGAUUAUUCUUCAUGUAUACGUAUUGCUUGUGACUAUAUAACACAAACAAUUCUUGAUCGUUUAUUAAUAUUAUCAUCAACAUCAUCACCAUCUCCAUUUAUUUAUAACUCAACGUCUUCAAAUUUUAUCAAAAACAAAACAUAA
Messenger RNA from Rotaria sp. Silwood2, 426 nucleotides. Lineage: Eukaryota; Metazoa; Rotifera; Eurotatoria; Philodinida; Philodinidae. The record is from the annotation of a GenBank genome assembly.